UUGAAAUCAAAACACACAAAGUCUGAAAUAAUGCAUUCACUUGGGAAUGCAUACAGGCUGUGAUACUCCUGUGUAACAACCUCUCCACCCUCUUUAUUGAUGUUGCUUUUAUUACACACUUGUAAUAACACUUUGUCAUGUAACAGCCUUUCUGAAAAGCCAGCAGCAACAAUAAGCACUUUCCACUUCCUAUCCUUUUAAACAUCUAGUUCAAUCAAGAAAGAACUUAAGAAUUAAGAAGUUCCAGGAAGAAUGGCAGCUGGGAACCCUGGUUUCACUUUGGAUGUAUGAGUGGAUUUUUUCUUCUGAGGAGCACCCUGGAGCCUUUCUCUCACUGGAAUGGGUCUGGACUGAAUGAACAGGCAAGGAGCAUGACUUGGUGGGACCCUGGAAGAAUCUCAGCUACCAGAAGGAACAAACUGUCUGUCUCACCUGUGACGCUGGGAGCCAGGGACAUUUAACACCACCUCAGAUGGCUGCCUGUAGCCUGCCUCUGGGACUGUGGCUCCUGCUGUUUCUCCACGACAUCCAAACAGCCCCACAGACAUCAUUAACCCCACCUCAUCCCUGUGGUACACUUGAGAAUUGGUUCUAUGAUGAAAUUUCACAAAGCUGCUGUUACCGGUGUCCCUCAGGCUAUGUUAAAAAGAAAGCAUGUCCUCGGGAUCCAGGUGAAGACUGCAUGACAUGUGGACCUGAUCAAUAUGUGAACAAUGCAUUCCAAAAGCCAAGAUGCGAUGCCUGUGUGUCAUGCUCAAAAGAACCUGACCUCGUGGAGAAGCAGCCCUGCUCCUUCAAUUCCAGUCGUGUGUGCGAGUGCCGGCCAGGCCUGUUCUGCCGAACGAACGUUACGAACACCUGCACACGGUGCCAGCACCACUCUGCUUGCAAGCCUGGGUUUGGAGUCAAAAUCAGGGGCACCUCAACAAAUGAUGUCACUUGUGAGGAGUGCCCUCCUGGGACCUUCUCUGAUCAGAACUCCAGCACUGACAUCUGCAAACCCCACACAAACUGUGCCAAGUUGAACAAAGUAAUAUUAAGGAAAGGAAAUGCCACACAUGAUCAAGUUUGCCUGGACCAGUUGCCCACCUACCUCAUGCCAAGCACUUUGUCCAUGAGAUUCAGCAAUGAAACAAAUAACUCUGACCUGAGGAGGUUUAAGGAGAACCUGGUGACCUUUGCUAGUGGUGACCUUUUAAGUGUCACAACAACUGAAAAUCCCGAUUCAACUCCGGAGGAGAAAGCUCAGGCUGGCAUUUCUCCCACCUCAGCCAAGGGGGAGAUGACAACAGGAGGUGUAGUGCUUUGGGCAGUGGUUCUCUCUGUGACAGUGCUUCUUGGGGGCAUGCUGAUAUUUUGGAAAUGGAAGGUUUGCAAGAAGCGGAUCCUCGUCCUCAGAAGAAAGCCUCACCUGCAUUCGGUCAUCGUACACAAAUAUGCGCUCAAAUCUCAAGGUUCUGAUCUAGUGAACAAAUGUGCAAAGAUCAUACUGACCACUGAGAGUGGGCCAGAAGAGGAAGAGUUAAUUGACAGAACCCUUCCUUUGGAAACCAACAAUAACUUGGUAUCCAGCACAGAAAAAGCACAGAGUCCUCAUCGGAGCGUGACUGAUGUGACACUGAGCAGUGGGAAUGCCCCAGAUUGCCCUGUGGAUUCUCGAGUCAGAGACCACACAAAUAACAGAAUUGAAAAACUCUACAUCAUGAAGGCUGACACUGUUAUCGUGGGGUCCGUUUCAGAAGUGCCCAGUGGCAAGAACUGUGCUGUUAGAGGAUGUGAAAGUAACCUUGAUGCCCAGGAAAGCAUGGAAGAGGAACUGGAAAUGCACUACCCAGAGCAGGAAACAGAGUCCUUUCCAGGGAAUGAUGUAAUGGUUCCUGUGGAAGAGGAGGGAAAGGAAUUUCACCACCCUACCACUGCCACUGAGAAGUGAUAACCCACAGAGAUAGUGUGGGAAGAUACAGAAUCAUCCAGUGUGACACUAAGGCUGAAUUUAUGACAAGGGAAGUAAACACACUGUGCCUUAGAUUAUUGGGAAACUCCUGGAAAACACUGAAACACAUUCAAACAAGGAGAGAUAGAACCUAUUCCAUCUAACAAAUGAGACGAUCAUCCAAACCGUUGUCCUUCAUAGCUCACAUCAGAUAUUUCUCUUUCCCUGUCUCCCAGUAUCAUACUGAAAACAAAUUUGAAUCAAAGCUGCCUAAUUUAGAGGACAUCUAGAUGUCAGCUGAAGUUUCACAGCUUGCUUUCUCAGUGUGAAGGAAUGGAUUGAAAUCUAUGUGUAGUUACUUCUAUUAGCUGUGAAAAUUCUGGCCAGGAUUCUGAGUCAAGCUUGAGACUCAGCCAUGUUUCUUAUGUUGUUUCUAUUCCAAUACUUCCAAUUUUGUCAUAUAUUUUGCAGCAUGUGGUAUUUUCUCAAGGCCUCACUUUUGAUUGAAAAUGAUAAUAAUUUUAGUUUUCCCUAGCAUAAACAUAACUCUCAAGUUUGUGGACUUCAUGUUUCUUGAGGAAUUAGGGUCAAAUGGUGCCACACAGGCUCUGAAAACAGAAGGCCAUAAAACAAAUUGAAAUCCAUUGUACUUUAGGCCAUUCUUUCUAUUGGUUUUGAAGUCCAAUUCAUUUUUUUUUGACUAUGUCAAAUCAUCAGUAAGUGUACAAAACAGCCUCUUCUGAUGGAAGCCGAACUAGCUGAACAUUUGGCUAUUGGAUGAGCUAUGGGUUUAGCCCAAUGUGGAGCCUGUAAAAAGAGAAAUGAAGAAAAGAAACUAUUUUUCUACUGAAAAAGAGGCACAGCAGUUACUUCCUAUAACAUUGUUAAUAUCUACUUGUUUUAGAAUUGUUCAUAAUCAUCAGAGUGACACUGAUUUGCAUAUCCUGUUUGGUGGCCAACUGGCAUGUGUUAUGCUGUUUUUAAAUCUUUCAUGCUGCUUGUUCAAUAACUGUAAAUGUAAUAGUGCUGACUAUACUUUUGCACAGGACAGUGGAAAAUAAGCAAUAUGACAAAGCGUGUCUUAAUAAUCAAAAACAGGAACCACAAAACCCAUUGCUUGCCUUGUAGUUUUGUCCUGCUCAGAGCGCAUAACAGUGGUGCAGCUGCAGCGACUUCUGUCUUAGAGCAUACAAAAGGAACACGAGGACAUAAAAACACCUUCUUGGGCCAGACUGGAGUUUGAGCCAAACAUUUCAUCUCUGACAGUCGCAGUAAGGGAUUAGUUAGGAAGACCAUAUCUGCUGUUUGCAUUCAUCAUAGUUCUGCAGUGGCAGCUGGCAUUGGAUUAAGGAUUUCAAAGAGUUUGACUCAGCCUUUAUUAUUCUCUCAUAUCACCAUUAGUUUUUCUUCUCUCUUUUGAAUUUCCAAGAAGAAUCUGCCUCCAUAAGCAUCUGUGGCAACAGGUUACAGAUAUUGUGUACUGUGUAAAGGACUUCUAGCACUUUUAAACUGGCCUCUUUAUUUCAGUGAAUGUCACCAGUUCUUGUCUUACAGAAGUCAGUGAGUUGCUUUUUUUUUUUUUUGCAACUUUUGCACAAAGUUGCUUUUGUGAUUCCUGAUUGUAUCUCAGCUUUGAUUGAACUAAGCCUCCAAGACAAGUUCCCAUCUUUUCAUACUACUCAUGUACAUUUGAUGCUCCACUGCCUUGGUCACUUUAGUUGACCUUUCCUAUAUUGACUUUAACUUCACUACAUACUUCAUUUUAGAGAACACCAAUUUGUGAAUCCACAAACUGAAUAACCACAUUUACCUGGCUGUGAUUGUUCAGGGCUGUUCUGCAACGACUAAUUGUGCAUUUCCAUUCUGUAUAUUAAUUAAUCUUUUUUACUGGAACAGCUUUCUAAAAGAACCAUAGGCAUUGCAACCUGGUGGAUGUGUUGUAGUUGGUUGGUUUAAUAAUGCUGGUAAUGUCUGAAUUAAAAAUUACAUGGAUUUUAA
Corvus hawaiiensis (hawaiian crow) is the source of this 3931-nucleotide messenger RNA. RefSeq names its product TNF receptor superfamily member 8 (gene TNFRSF8). The record is from RefSeq and is a predicted model, not a curated record. Gene Ontology annotation, molecular function: protein binding. The transcript has 12 exons. NCBI's taxonomy places the organism in Eukaryota, Metazoa, Chordata, Aves, Passeriformes, Corvidae. The coding region runs from base 473 to 1933 and encodes 486 amino acids.